AUGGCGCUGCCGCUGCUCCUGCUCUCCAGGCUGUCCCGCGCUCUGCCCCUCGCCUCCUCCUCCUCCUGCUGCUGCGGACGGGAAGCCGCCGCCGCUCCCCUCCGUCUGGGCGGUUUGCCCUUUUCGGGUCGCCGGCGGCGCUUCGGGACGCACUCGGCCAAGGAGCCGGUGGAGCCGCUGAGCACGGAGCAGGGAUCCCGCGACUUCGUGUGCAGCCUCCACUGGACCGAGAGGGCGGGUCUGCUGAGGGAGCUGCGGAGGUUCGAGUCCUUGGCCGCAGCGCAAGCAUCCCCUGGACACCGCUACUCCAGAACACAGAUUCCAGUAAGCAGGACGUGGAGAGAUCUGGCCGCAGCAGGUGAAACAAUGGAAAUUAAGCCUCCAUCAUCAGCCCAGAGACGAUAUGUGUUUCUUCACAGUGCAAUACCUUUUGUAGGAUUUGGCUUUUUGGACAACGCUAUAAUGAUUGUUGCAGGGACACAGAUUGAGCUGUCCAUUGGAGUUAUCUUUGGAAUUUCUACCAUGGCAGCUGCAGCACUGGGGAACCUUGUGUCUGAUGUUGCUGGCCUGGGUCUUGCAGGAUAUGUCGAGGCCCUUGCAUAUAGACUAGGGCUGCCAUGUCCUGAUCUAUCACCAAAACAAGCUGACAUGUGGCAGACUCGGGUUAGUUCGCAACUGGGCAAGGUUAUCGGUGUGACUAUAGGCUGCUGCCUUGGAAUGUUUCCUUUGCUUUUCUUGAAAAGUGAUGAAGAAGAAAUCCCAGAAGAAACUGCAAAGUUAAUUGAAGAAAACACUAUUGACCAGAAAUAAACUUAUUUUCCCUUGAGUAUUGAAAGUGAAUUUUGAUUAUGAAGCAACCCUGGAACAACAACUACAGCGAACAAUAACUACAGUCCAACAAGGGUAAAAGUGCAACUCAAGCCAAAAAGGCUUGCAACCCAAGCCAGGAAGUUGUGAAAUGCAGAAUAGGAAAUUAAUACUCUUGAGUAAUUCUCUUGGAUAGAAUCUAAUGAGCCUUUUUGGGACUGGUCGUGUAUAAAUUUAUUGAAACACUAAUUUAUUUGACUUGCAUUUAAGUGGUCUCUACAAAUGAGACAAGUUUUACAAUGUCAGACUAUUUUGUUCACUAAUAUCUUAAAUGUUGCCCAGGUGCAAUGAACGUGACAACAUUUAAUCCAAUAAUGAAAUUCUACUCUACUAAUUGAUCAAAGUUAAUUAUCUAGAUGAUUUAGUUUCCUAUUUGGAAAUUAUUUUUUAAUUGUAUGGAUUUCAAAGUUAGCCCAAGUUAGAUGGUAUUAUGAAUUGGUAAUUGUAAGAUGUGUGUGUGCAUUUUUGUAAGUGUGUUUUAAUUGUACAAAGUUGUAGAGGGUGCUGGUCACACUGUGUUAAGAGUUUGUCUAUUUCCACAUUGUUUUUCUGCACAAGAAUCAUAGAAUAGGAUCAUAAAAAUUACAGUACAGAAGGAAGGCCAUUGAGCCCUUCAAGCCUAUGCUGGUGCUAACUCCUCCACUGAAGCCAAUGACUCUUAAUCCACAAAGUUUGCCCUCACCCCUUAUUCAAAUGGCCAAGACUGAAGCCUUCUAUCUUGGCGCCUGCCAAUGUCCCCUCAUUUCUGGCUCUGACACCUCAACCUCAUCAGGCUCUCUUAAACUCACUGAACCAGUGUCCAACUUCUGAGUCUAGUUCAGUUCUUAGCUCUCCUUUUCUUACAUUGGUUCUUGGACUAAGACUACUUUUCUUCACUUCUGCCACAUUAUCACUUCUGUUCCUACCUCAUUCUGAAUGUGGCUGAAAACAUUAUCCAUGCCUUUAUUACUUCUCAUCUGGCCUUUUAAAAUGCAUUCCUUGCUCGUCUCCCUAGCUUCACCAUCCAUGAACUUCAAUUUAUUCAAAACUGCAUGUCUAUUAACCUACUUCUUGUCAGGUUUCAUCGGCUCCCUGGUCUGAGGAUUUCAAGAUGCUCACCUACAAAUACUACAUGUCUUUACACCACCCUGUCUCUCCAAUCUCUUCCUACCCACUCCUCUGCUCAUCCCCUCCACUUGAUGAACUCAGACUUGCUACAUGUACCUGCUGUAUUUUAUCUGUAGCUGGGCUUUCUCAUUCUACACCCCCUAACCUUAUCUCAUUCUACCCUUCUGUUUCAUCCCCUAUAUUGGUCUUCGGGUCCCACCUUAAAUUUACCUCUUUGACUGUGCCUAUGAUCUUUUGCUCUGUGUUUCCCCGACACGUAAAGUGCUCUUGUUAUUUUUCAUGAAAUGCAAGUUGCUUAUUCGACAUCCGUUUAAAUGUUAUAAACUCAACAAAUAGCUCUUAACAAAGUAGUCUUUGGUCAAACUCUCAGCUUAACUUUCUUUUAUACCCUGCUUAACUCAUAUCUCUCUAUCCUGACCAGUGUGAAUAAUAUUUCACUCUCUGUCCUCAAAACUACUGGAACUUUGACUUGCUUCAUUUGAACAAUGAAUGAUCACUUGAUAGUGAUAAAUGUCACUGUAAUCACUUAAUAAUAUUUGAUUCUACAACUUGUGCUGAAAGGUGAGCUAUCUGUUUCAGCCACUGUAUUCUUACAAAUGCCAACUCACUCUGCAUAACUUUAAAUCUACUGGUUAUCAGUUUAUUCUAAUUGUUUGCCUUUUCUGCUUUAUGGUUAUAUUUUAGUGUUUUUCAUAUUUACCACUAUCCUGUUUUGACCUUUAAUUAGCGUUAGCACAAAAGAAAAUCUGAGCUUUGGGCAUAUGUUUGCUUGUGCAAAUUUUAAACUUUCCCUAUUUUAUUCUUUCCUAUUUGGGAAAUCAUAAAUGAUUUGUUGAAUCUGGAUGGGUCAUUGAAUCAUUGCACAAAAUAAUUUGAAUUGUACAGUGUGUGAAAUAGACUCCCUUAACAGUGAAUAAUCUGGAUCCAAUUGAUUCGUAUUAGGCACUUAUCAAAUAAUAAACACGAACAAAAUUA
This is a messenger RNA of Callorhinchus milii (elephant shark), 2949 nucleotides long. It is a transcript of the gene tmem65, whose product is annotated as transmembrane protein 65. The record is from RefSeq and is a predicted model, not a curated record. NCBI's taxonomy places the organism in Eukaryota, Metazoa, Chordata, Chondrichthyes, Chimaeriformes, Callorhinchidae. Gene Ontology annotation, biological process: regulation of cardiac conduction; cardiac ventricle development. Gene Ontology annotation, cellular component: mitochondrion. The transcript is spliced from 8 exons. Bases 1 to 810 code for a protein of 269 amino acids.